Messenger RNA from Naegleria fowleri, 2784 nucleotides. RefSeq lists its product as uncharacterized. The transcript is spliced from 2 exons. Gene Ontology annotation, cellular component: intracellular anatomical structure. Gene Ontology annotation, molecular function: RNA binding. NCBI's taxonomy places the organism in Eukaryota, Heterolobosea, Eutetramitea, Acrasida, Naegleriidae. The record is from RefSeq and is a predicted model, not a curated record. Bases 1 to 2784 code for a protein of 927 amino acids.
AUGAUUCAAGCCACUACAACAACACCCAAUGCUUCUCCUUCUUCAAACAAAGAUGUUGUUGCACAAAAGAAAAGGCGCAAACGUCCCAACAAGAAGAAGCAACCGAUGACCGUUCAGAUGGACCAUCGUGCCAAUCCUCCUCUCCAUCUUGACAAGAAGAAGGAUAUUGCUGAUGAUAAAAACAUGCAUGCAAACUCCCAAAACAAAGACUCAACCAAAAGUGUUCAUGGAAGAUCUUCCACACGUUUUAAUAAGAAGAAGAAGAAGAAGAAGAAGAAUAACAAACAAUGUCCAUCUUCAGCGUUUUCGCAAGUCGAUGCGCAUGACUACAUUCAUCACGUCAACGAAACAACAAUAAUCAACCACACGUCCACCAACAACCACACAACUACUGACAACAACAAACAUGGUUCACAAGAGGAGUUUAAAACCACCACUUGUACCUCCUUCUCCUCUUCCUGUGCCUCCUCAUUGAAUCAAUUAACUGCUUCUGGACGAGACAUGUCAUUGAUACAUCAUGAUGGACAAGUCAAAAUGUUGCAACUUGUCAGUGAAACCAAAAAUCGAGUCCUUUCACUAUUGAAACAACAAGAAUGUGAUAAACGGGAAGAAAAAUAUCAAAUGCUCUGUGAAGAAACCUGUGAUCAUUUGAAAAAGGUGAAUUCAGAAAUUGAAUUACUGAUUGGAUUUCGAAAAAGUUUCGAAUUGGAAAUGAAAAAACUUGAAUCCAUGAUUCAUCAUCUCUCACAGACCAAUCUCAACACCUUGAAAGAAAAAUUUGACAAAGAAGAAUAUCGAGUAUUGAUUCAUGCACUUCCAAUUUAUUCCAAAAGACAUGAAAUUUUGCAACAACUUGAACAGAAUGAUGUCAUUAUUUGCUCUUGUUCGACUGCCACUGGAAAAUCUACUCAAAUUCCUCAAUACCUCUAUGAAGCAGGAUAUACUAACAUUGUUUGUACUCAACCUAGAAAAGUGAGUGCAUUCAGUUUGGCUCAACGAGUGUCUGAAGAGAUGAAUCCCACGAUGAUUGAUCACCACACCACAACCCAUAUAAGGAAUAUUCCACAACAAGAACAAUCUUACCACCACUCUCGAAAGGAUGUUUGGAUUGGAUAUCAAACAAGUCCUGUGAACAAAACAAACAAACACAUCUCCUCCAAGUGGACGUCUCACUCGAUGAGUAGCAUUGUAUUCGUAACGGAUCGAAUUCUACUCAAUGAAUAUCAGAAAGAUUCUCUUCUUAGUUCGUAUGAAGUCGUGAUGAUAGAUGAAAUCCAUGAACGAUCCACUUACACCGAUAUUUUAAUAUCCUUAUUGAAACUAUGUGUAAAAAAGAGAAAACUUUUACAGAGACCUUUGAAAGUGAUUUUAAGCUCUGCGACUCUUCAAGUGGAACUUUUUUCGAAAAGUGUCCAACCUAAAAAUUAUGAACAAGCAGUUGUUGACUUGGUGUCAGACAUUGUUCUCAAUAAUCGACAUGAAGGAGAUAUUUUAGUAUUUUUAGCAAGUCGUGAAGAAAUUGACAAGUGUUGCAAAAAAACAAGACAGUUCAUCCUAUCAAAAUCAAAGGAUCAUCCAUGUGUCAUUCUUCCACUCCAUGGAAAGAUGAAUGACAACGAUAUACAAGCUGUAUUUGAAACGACCAAUGAAAAAAGAAAAAUCAUUUUUUCGACCAAUGUUGCAGAAACAGCCAUAACCAUUCAUGGAGUGAGAAUUGUCAUUGAUUCAGGAGUGGUGAAGGAACGAAUUUAUGAUCACGAAAAGGAUAUGAGUAUUCUUAAAAUAUCUCCAAUUAGUCAAAGUAGUGCCAUUCAAAGAAAAGGUCGUGCAGGUCGAUGUAAUUAUGGAGUUUGUUAUCGUUUAUAUUCAAAAAGUGAUUAUUAUCAAAUGAAACUUUUCACAGAACCAGAAAUGUCUCGAUCUCAUUUGGGAAAUUCCAUUUUACAAAUUCUAUCGAGUGGAGUGAAUGAUUUACAAAACUUUGAACUCAUUGAAAAACCCUCAAAGGACGUCAUUCAAAGAGAAUUGAAUCGUUUACAUCGAUUUGGUUUUGUUGAGUGUUCACAUUCGAAAGGACAGGACAUGAAUGAAUCAUAUUUUAUGAAUUCUUCUUCCACCCUAUCGAUUACCAAAGAAGGUAAAAUUGCUUCUGAACCACAGUUAGAACCUUCUCAUUCACGAAUGAUGAUUGAAUCUCUAAAAUUGAACAUUGAGAAAGAAAUGGCCAUGGUGAUCUCCAUGUUGAGUGAGAGUGAUUUUGUCUUUGUGAAAAAACAGAAUCCAUCAUCCAACGAUGCAACUUGGAAGCAUUGGAAUGAGCGUGGAGAUUUAUUCACCUUGUAUCACCUAUUAUCAGAAUAUAUGCGUAUUCAAGAUAAGAAGAAGAAGAAGCUCAGGAAGAGGAGUAGCCCCGAGAAGGAACAGUGGUGUGAGGAGAAUCACCUUUCAAUCAAGGCCAUGAAAAUUGCAGCAGAUUUCAAAUAUACGGAUGUCAUGAAACGAAUCUCUUGGAUUCGAUCCACUUUUGAAAGAACAGCCCACUCUCAACCACCCAUGGGUCAUCAUUCUAGUAGUAAUAGCAGCAGUAGUAGUAUCAGUUGUAACAGUAGCAGUAGCAGUAUCAGUUCCAACAACAACCACAACCACAACAACAACUUCAUGAACACCAAGAAGGUUACUUCGAGUAACAACCCGAGCACUCGAAAUUUCGUAUUUUUAAUGAAAUUAGUGAGCAAACUUGCAUUCGAAUUCAGUCAGAAAAAAAGCCAGUCGCAAAAUCAGUAA